UGGUUACCUCUUUAUUUACGAGAUGCGUUACAAUCUGGAAGGGACGUCUUUGGCGAGUAUAAUUACUUAUACGCAAUUUCUAAAACGGUGUGCCAAGCAUAAAGCCUUAGACACCGGCGCUAUUAAAUAAAAAUGCAACAGUGAGAAUUACGUUAGAUAUCGUCCGAAAACGAUCGCGACGUUUGCAUCUUGUACAUAGGAAAACGGUACCGCCGCGUUAAACCCGCAUAACCCGCGCACACUUUGUUCGUGUUAAAAAUGCCUGCGGUCUAUUUGAUAUAAUUUAUGCAAUUUGCAUGGUUGCUACUUUCACAGCAUAAAGGAUGAAGCAACGAUGAAGAGGCCCUCUUCGCAAUACGCUGGCCUGUACUUUUAGACGGUCCCAUAGAUAUUUAAAAAUUAGUAAUUUUAAUGCAAACAAGACGAAGAGCUGACACACGAGCGGUGCUUACUAGCAAGCAGGACACAGUAACAAACGCUGUAUAUUUAUGGACAGGAUAAAUGCAUAGCCUACUUUCAGUUUGGGUGAAACUAUAUAAUUAAAAUAUUACUGUAUUUAAUUUUUUAAGAGAAUGCGUUCUAAAAUAAAAUAUUUGUGCACGUGGCUUGCAUUUCGCUGCCUCAGAUACUAGAAAACAAUCGCCUUAUGUUAUUACUGUACCAAAAUAUAUCUAGCAAUGUCGAUUUCUCAAAAUAUGAACGAAUAAUCAUUACACUGAGAAUAAAUUACGGUAUUUGUAAUACUAGGUUUAUUUUAAUACUAGGCCAGGGUGUAACGUAUUACAACAGAUUUCUUUGUGUGUAUUAUAAUACUUAAUUAUAACAGUAAAUUGGACAGUAGCGUAGGAACCACCCUCUACGUCUACGUACCCGUUCCAGAAUGGCCUCGUUCUUACCCCAUCUCAAAGCCGUCUUUAUGAUGCGCUCGUUCCCAUUGGUUAAAACGGUUCAAUAUCCCGCCCAGUCAAAGAUUAAACUAGAAAUUAUAGCCAACCAGCAUCGCACACUUAUAUACUGUAUUUUCAUGUGAUUGAAAUGUAGUUACACUAUUUUCUGUGAAAAGACGAUAAAAAUAAAACAAUGCAUUGAAUUUUUGAAUAUAUUCCCUGUGAUGGGUUGGCGUUGUGUCCAACCCUGUGUCCUAUGCUGACCUUCCACAUCCCUGACCAGGAUAAGCAGUUAGAAGAUGGAUGGAUGGAGAUACACUUUCAUAGCUAUAAGGAAUGACGGUGCGUUUUAACCGUCUGUGCAUCAGUUUUCCGCACCAAUUCUGGACCCAGGUGAUCCAAACCCUUUCAGCAGAGUAGACUGAGUGCGUGUGUGUGCAUGAGGGGCGAUGACCACUCAGGACCUGUCGCCGACGGCGAUGCCAGAAGCGAACAAGCCGGGAUUCCCGAAGACCAUAUUGGCCAACAAACUUGAGGACAAGCAUCUGUGCAAUUGCUGCCGGAACAUUCUGAGGAGACCGUUCCAGGCCCAGUGUGGCCAUCGAUUCUGUUCAUACUGCUUUAACAGGACUGUCAGUUCUGGACCACAGAAAUGCAGUGCUUGCAUUGAAGAAGACAUAUUUGAGGAGCCCAUGUCUAUCCUCAAGCCGGGCUGUGCCUUCCCAGAUAACGCCGCUCGCAGAGAAGUCGAGAACCUUGCCGCAGUUUGCCUAAACGAGGGAUGUACCUGGAAAGGCAGUAUUAAAGAAUACGAGCUGAACCACGAGGCUAAGUGUGAGUUCAUGGUCAUCGCCUGUCCCUCCUGCAAAGAGCACAUCCGGUUUAGCGAGCAAGAGCGACACAAUGAGCGGGAGUGCUCUGAAAGGACCCUCAACUGCAAGUACUGCAAGGAGCCAUUCCACUUCAAGAACAUAAAGGCUCAUGAUGAGAUCUGUCCCAAGUAUCCUAUGAUUUGUGAGGGCUGUGCAAAGAAGAAGAUCCCCAGAGAGAAGUAUGUGGACCAUAUCAAAUUCUGCAGUAAAUUCAGGACCCCCUGCAGAUUUCACGUUGUGGGGUGUGAUAUGUCUGUGGAGAAGGAGAAGAUCCACGAGCACGAGCGGGCCUGCUCCUACGAACACCUCAACCUGCUGCUGCACUACAUCAUGGGUCUGAAAGUGAACCUGGAGGGCAUGCAGCCGCAGAGCCUCGAGCUGGCCAGCCACAAGAUCCACGAGCUGCACCAGUCACUGCGGGACCUGGAGGCCAAGGUGGGCCAGCUGGGCUCCCCACCUGCUCCGGCGCAGGCCGUUGCGGCCGCCGCGCCCGCCCCGCCGCCGCCCCCGCCCACGCUGCCCACCUCCUUCACGCCGUUGCCCAGUGCUGCUGGUGCCGCCCUGGAGCUGCAGCUGCAAAGCGAGAAGGCCAAGGUGUCCGAGCUGGGACGCCGGUGCCAGGAGCUGGAGCUGAAGGCCGGGGCCUUUGAGGGCGCCGUGUGCACGUUGAACCGCGAGGUGGAGCGUUCCGCCACCAACCUGGAGGCCAACGUCCGGCAGCACCGCCUGGACCAGGAGAAGAUCGAGGCCCUCGGAAAUAAGGUGCGCCAGCUGGAGAGGACGGUGGGCUUGAAAGACCUGACCAUCAGCGAGAUGGAGAGCAGGUUGCGUGAGAUGUCCGCCACCACCUUCGACGGCGUCUUCGUCUGGAGGAUCUCGGACUUCGCCAAGAAGAGGCAGGACGCCAUAGCGGGCCGAGCCCCUGCCAUGUUUUCCCCAGCAUUCUACACCAGUAAAUACGGCUACAAGAUGUGUCUGCGGAUUUAUCUGAACGGCGACGGCACGGGCCGCGGCAGCCACCUCUCCCUCUUCUUCGUGGUGAUGCGGGGGCUCAGCGAUGCUCUACUCAAGUGGCCCUUCAACCAGAAGGUGACGCUGAUGCUGCUGGAUCAGAGCAACCGCGAGCACAUCAUCGACGCCUUCCGGCCCGACGUCAGCUCCAGCUCCUUCCAGAGGCCCGUCAGCGAGAUGAACAUCGCCAGCGGCUGCCCGCUCUUCUGCCCGCUCUCCAAGCUGGACUCCAAGAACACCUACAUCCGAGACGACACCAUCUUCAUCAAGGCCAUCGUGGACCUGACCGGACUCUAGCCCCCACCAUCCCUCCUCAGUGCUCCAUGCCCAUACCCACAUUUCCAACCCCCCCCCCCUCCCAAGGCCUCAUCCGAGGUUCCAUUCCAGCUUUGCGCUUUUGGUGAGUCGACGUGCUGUUGGACAUUGUGAAGGUGUGUCCUCUCGGUUCCUGUGCAGUGUCGUGCCCGUGCGCUGAGCUGCUGUGCUUGAUGUCCCUUGGGCAUGGUUUGACUUAUUUAAGUGCAAUUGCUGUUUUAAGGUCAGUCCAGCAGAUGGUGGUAUAGUGACACAGUUGCUGAAGGACUCUGAAACAAAUAAUGUGGUAAAGCUUCAGAACAAGCACAGAGAACAGGGUGUGCUUAGAGAGUAUUGAUGAGUUAUUGCGAAGUAUUUCAUUUUUUUGGAAUGCUAGAUUGGAAACUACUAAAAAUGACUAUUUGGCCAGCAAGGAACUGGCCUCUGAUCAGAUCAUAAUGGUCUGCUUCAGGUUACACCCAAUCAGAAGCUUUUCCCCACCGUUUUACAUAACGGACCAAUGAGUGCCAACAAUAGAAAGCUUCCUGGGACCCCACCAUAUCAGUAUCGGUGAAUACGUUUUGUCAUUUCUGUGCCGUAUCUUUCCAUAUAUAUGAAAAAUAACAUUUUUUUUCAUCAUUUUUUCCACGCUCCUAUUAAAUAGCAUCUGGUGCUAAGUAGUUUGUGUUUAUUAGGGUUAAGGCAUUUGAGCUUCUUACUUUCUUUUCAGUAGAUUGAUGCUGAGACGUGUUGAAGAUUUAAAUGAAGUCCUUGGAUUUCUGUCACUUGCUCGUUUUUGGGUUUGUUUUUGUACAGAUUGCUGACUCAGCUCAGCAAGAGAUACCCUGCCAGUAAGAAUAUAUACCUCAUUAGGAAAUUAGUAGUAGGUGACAGUAGAGAUUAGCUCAAUAUCCACAACGAUUAGUAUCGUGUCCUGUUUGCAUUUCACUGGCCAAUUUUCUCCAUGCACUCGUUCUUUCAUUGUGGAAAAGGGGUGCGGCCACAAACAUUUUGUAAAGCAGCCCUGACAGACACCCGGAACUGUUCUUUGUGUGCAGAGUUGCCAUUUGUAGGUUUAUGGGUAUACUGUCUGUAAACUUAUGAAAGCUUGUUGUGAUGAGUGCCCUUUAAUAAACGGCUACUGGUGAAGAGUUUGUUAGAUUUGACCUUUAUUUUAGUGUUAAGCCCCAGUGGUCAAGUCUCUAGCUCUGUUGUUGGGUUUUGGCUUUUUUAUGAUCGGCCGUUACAAAAAAUACACUACACUGCAUGUUUUUUUUUUAACAAUAGGUUAUUACAAAGAAAUACACACAUUACUUCGUUGUUUCCCUUUUCUCUAUUUAUGGCAUUUGGCCACUAGGGUGCAGUAUUUCACACGAAGCUCUGUGACACACCGUUACUUGCAGCCCCAGUGAAAGGUGACGUCAUGGCAACAUAAACCUUUUAUUGUUCGAACCAGCCUGUCAGAGCCUUUUCAUAAAAAUCAAAGCGCUUGUGAACAUCUAUCAUCUGGAGCCUAACAAGUAGUUAAAUAAGGUGUAAGCACUGCAAACGGGAAGAAACACUGAGUAUAAAAACGUAAGCGCUAGGCUAGACAGGGUUUAUAAUAUAUUUCUUCUAAUAGUGUUUCUUAUUUGCUUCUCUAUGGAAUAUACCAGAAAAUGUUUUAGAAAUGUGUUUUCCAUGUAGCGACUUUGCAAUCAAGCAUAUUUUUUUCCGGCAUCUGGGUUUCGAAGCAAUUUAUUUGAUCACUGAAAGCUGAAAUUGUUCCCGUCUUAUGAAUAAAAGUUCAUUUUGUCGUGCGUAUUUUUCGUUGAAAAUAAUUUCAGAUGAUGUAGGCGAUGUUUAUGGUGACCGUGUGAGUAGAUCUGUUUCCGUAUGCUCCCACGGUUGAAGGUUCGAAUCCUGCCUUUACUGUGUGUGGAGAUGAUAUAUUGUCUCUGUGCUUCUCAGAUUACCUACCAACACUGAUGUUUUUUCCUGUAGUACAAAUCCAUGCAGUUAGGCUAAAUGACCUCUGUAAAUUGCCUGUAGUUUGUAUUUGAUCCCUGUGAUGGUCUGGUAUCUCAGCCUUAUGCCUUGUGCUCUCCAGCCCUGACUAGGAUAAGUGAUCAGAAAAUGGAUAGAAGGUGACUUUCACUGUUAUGCCAUUUUCCGAUUAAAGGCAAACGGCUUUGAAUCAUCCUCUUUUUCUGCUGCCUCUACAUACUGCUCCUGUGCAGCUGAUCUUCAGUCCCCACAUGCUUUGCAUUCAGCUUGGGAACAUGUUUGUUUUUCAGUCUGAAUCUGGUGUUGUUCCUGGAGGCGAGCAAGUUGCCGUGAUCUCCGGGGGUGGGCAAGAUCCUGGCACGAAUUUCAAAAUGCCGCAACUAAAGGCCCGAAUCCCUGCAUUCAGUUCUUUAUUUAAAGUGAAACAAAAAAACACCCCAUUCAUUUAGGUACUGCUGCUCCAUUUAUCCUGGCCUUUAGUGUCCUCCAGACCGCUGUGGUUCGAUCAUUACCCCAUUACCCCAUCUUCCGUCCGUGCGACCGGCAGUGAAUUUGCCGCUAUCUGUUUGUGAUUGCAGUACUUCCCUAAAACGAUUGCCUAAUCUGUCCCUUUUGGUUCUGAGAUGUGAGGACGCACACGCUUGUUAAAAUGGAAGCAGGUGUCUGUGACCAAACAUGAAUCUUUUUACGCAUUCAGACUAGGCCGGGAGGUUUGGCACAAUCCAGAUGGCGUGGCACAGCCAAAAAGGUCUGAUUCUAGUUAGAAUUUAUCUGUACCAACUGUCCCCAUGCUCUUUAAUUUCACUGCCACUUCUGGAGAAAAGGCUCCUGGUCGUGGCCCAUUCUGGGACUU
Paramormyrops kingsleyae is the source of this 5903-nucleotide messenger RNA. Its product is annotated as TNF receptor-associated factor 2-like. Gene Ontology annotation, cellular component: plasma membrane signaling receptor complex; cytosol; cytoplasmic side of plasma membrane. Gene Ontology annotation, biological process: regulation of apoptotic process; positive regulation of canonical NF-kappaB signal transduction; tumor necrosis factor-mediated signaling pathway. Lineage: Eukaryota; Metazoa; Chordata; Actinopteri; Osteoglossiformes; Mormyridae. The record is from RefSeq and is a predicted model, not a curated record. Gene Ontology annotation, molecular function: zinc ion binding; tumor necrosis factor receptor binding; ubiquitin-protein transferase activity.